AUGGCUUCAUCUCUUCGUUUAACCGGUACUGCUUUACGUGAACUUCGAAUCCAUUUAUGUCAAAAAUCGCCAGAAAGUAACGGGGUUCGACAAUUUAUCGAAAAUGAUUAUGUGGAUUUAAAGAAAGGAAAUCGGUUAUUUCCAAUUUUAAUUAGAGAAUGUUCGGGGAUUAAACCUAAAAUUUGGGCGAGAUAUGAAUAUGGAAUUGAAAAAAGUAUUUCUGUUGAAAAUGAAAGCCGCGAGAAGGUUUUUGAAAUUAUCAAAAAUUUGGCUGAAAGAAGAAUGGUCUAUUAUUUUACUUCGAAUGUUGUUGAUCCACCAGCUGUUUUAUAUAUGGGAGAUGACAAAGAGGAGAAUGAAUUGUUAAUUAAAUAUGGCUGGCCAGAGGAUGUUUGGUUUCACGUUGAUAAACUUUCUUCUGCCCACGUUUAUCUUCGACUACAAACUGGGCAACAAAUUAGUGACAUUUCUGAGAAUUUAAUUGAGGAUUGUUGUCAAUUAGUUAAAGCUAAUUCUAUUGAGGGCUGUAAAUUAUCCGAAACGGAUGUAGUCUACACAAUGUGGGGCAAUUUAAAAAAGACUGGAGAUAUGGUAACUGGACAAGUUGGUUUUCACAAAAAUAAAGAUGUUAAGAAGGUUCGAGUACAGAAACAAAGGGAAAUCAUUAAUAGACUGAAUAAAACUAAAACUCAUGCAACUGGUGUUGAUUUUCGACAAUUAAGAGAGCAAAGGGAUAUGGAAGAGCGUCAGAAAGUGGUGAGAAAAAUAUUUUUUAAAUUUUUGUGGGGGGAAUGUUGA
Messenger RNA from Meloidogyne enterolobii, 798 nucleotides. Lineage: Eukaryota; Metazoa; Nematoda; Chromadorea; Rhabditida; Meloidogynidae. The record is from the annotation of a GenBank genome assembly.